This is a messenger RNA of Bacidia gigantensis, 780 nucleotides long. RefSeq names its product triosephosphate isomerase (gene TPI1). Lineage: Eukaryota; Fungi; Ascomycota; Lecanoromycetes; Lecanorales; Ramalinaceae. The record is from RefSeq and is a predicted model, not a curated record. Gene Ontology annotation, molecular function: triose-phosphate isomerase activity. The coding region runs from base 1 to 780 and encodes 259 amino acids. Gene Ontology annotation, biological process: glycolytic process; glyceraldehyde-3-phosphate biosynthetic process; gluconeogenesis. Gene Ontology annotation, cellular component: cytosol. The transcript has 2 exons.
AUGCCUCGCCAAUUCUUCGUGGGCGGAAACUUCAAGAUGUUCGACCCGCCGAACGGUACUAUAAAAAGUAUUACAGACAUCGUUCACAACCUCAAUGGCGCCCCUCUUGAUCCCAAGACUGAGGUCGUCGUCGCCCCACCUGCCCUGUUCAUUCUUCUCGUCCGUGAACACUUGAAGGCCGAACUCGAAGUCUGCUCGCAGAAUGUGUUUGACAAGCCCAAUGGUGCUUUCACGGGGGAAAUUUCCGCCGAGCAGCUCACGGACUCUGGUAUCAAAUGGACAUUGAUUGGGCACUCGGAGCGCCGGGUGGUAAUGGGAGAAACGGAUGAGUUCAUCGCUAGCAAAACGAAAGCUGCCUUAGACGGCAGCCUGAGUGUGAUCCUCUGCAUAGGCGAGACGCUAGAGCAGAGAGAUUCAGGCAGGACGAUCGACGUCGUGACGAGGCAAUUGAACGCUGUGAAAGCUAAAAUUGGUGACUGGAGUAAGAUUGUGGUGGCGUAUGAGCCUGUGUGGGCCAUUGGGACCGGAAAAGUAGCCACCACAGAGCAGGCACAGGAGGUACAUAAGGCUAUUAGAGAAUGGCUUGGGAAAGAGGUGGGCAAGGAAGCGGCGGAGAAGACGAGGGUGAUCUAUGGAGGAAGUGUGAAUGAGAAGAAUUGUGGGGAGCUGGCGCGGCAAGACGACGUUGAUGGUUUCUUGGUUGGAGGUGCGAGUUUGAAACCGGCUUGUGAGUUUUGCCUUUUUCUUUUCUUCUCUGCUGGGACCGGUGGAGAGUGCUGA